CUAAGGGCAAUAAUCAUGGGACACAUAAUGUUCAUGGUCAUUGAGUUCUAUACGUUUUACUCAAAUGGUUUUGUGGCACAAAUGUCAGCCCAUGAUUUAGUACCCACCAACAAUCUGUUUAAUGGGUUUCUGAAAACCAAUUCCGUUGCUAAUCUACUGCACGUCAAGCCUUACCAUUACGGCACAUCCUAUCUGAAUGGCCUACUAUUAGGCUAUUUAAUGGAAACCACUUCAGAUGUCCGCCAAAUAUAUGAUAAUAUUUACGUCAAAACAUGUGUCAAACCAUUGGCUCUGUUUUGGGUCCUCAUAACUUCGGCAACCUUUGUAAAGACGACCCUUUUUGGUCACUUCGCACCGGUAUUCACGGCAUUUGAGUACUCGGUCAGCGGUUUCCUACAAUCGUUGCUCAUAUGCUAUGCACUCGUAUGGCUAUCGGUGCACAAUACCAGUCCUAUCAAUCGGUUCCUAUCCCUAAGCCUAUGGAAAACUUUGAGAUUAACUCAAACCACUGUAUAUCUGUUUCACUUGAUUAUCGCCUUGAUACUUUUUCCAAUUAUACCGAAACGGUUAUUGAUACUGAACGCGGCUAACAUGGUGAAUGUUUUAAGUAUCUGGGUUCUAUUUAUAAUAGUGGUAUACAUGAUGUGCAUGCCGUUAACAAUGGCUAUUGAUAUGCCGUUAACAGCGUUCACACAAAACCUAUUGAAUAGUGUGUUGCCAUCAAAACACGGCAAACGAGUGCAACAAAAAGUGAAAUAA
Messenger RNA from Oppiella nova, 759 nucleotides. The record is from the annotation of a GenBank genome assembly. Lineage: Eukaryota; Metazoa; Arthropoda; Arachnida; Sarcoptiformes; Oppiidae.